AUGAGUUGUGCAAACCCUGGGAGUAGUAGUAGCGGAGGGGGAGGGGGAGGAGGAGGGAGUGGAGGAGGAGGAAGUGGCGGUGGCGGACCGUGUGGUGCUUGCAAAUUCUUGCGUAGGAAAUGUGUGGUAGGGUGCAUAUUCGCCCCGUAUUUCGAUUCGGAACAAGGGGCUGCUCAUUUUGCAGCGGUGCACAAGGUGUUUGGAGCAAGUAAUGUGUCAAAAUUGUUGUUACAUAUUCCUGUGCAUAAGAGGCUUGAUGCUGUUGUUACCAUUUGUUAUGAGGCUCAAGCUAGGCUUCGUGACCCCGUUUAUGGUUGUGUUGCUCAUAUCUUUGCUCUUCAACAACAGUUCAUUUGUAACGACUAA
Molecule: messenger RNA, 366 nt
Organism: Chenopodium quinoa (quinoa)
Lineage: Eukaryota; Viridiplantae; Streptophyta; Magnoliopsida; Caryophyllales; Amaranthaceae
Product: LOB domain-containing protein 18-like
Exons: 2
Coding region: 1-366 (121 amino acids)
Biological process (GO): hormone-mediated signaling pathway; positive regulation of DNA-templated transcription
Cellular component (GO): nucleus
Source: RefSeq, a predicted model, not a curated record